AUGAAGGUCUCUGUGGUUGCCUUCACUGUCCUCAUCGCUAUCUUCUGCUACCAGAGCUCUGCUGCACCAAUUGGCUCAGACCCACCAACCUCCUGCUGCUUCACCUACAUCUUGCGGCAGCUGCCUCGCAACUUCGUGGUGGAUUACUACGAGACCAACAGCCAAUGCUCCAAGCCAGCUGUGGUGUUUGUCACCAGGAAGGGAAAGGAAGUCUGUGCUGAUCCUGAGCAGAAAUGGGUCAAGGAGUAUGUGAAUGAGCUGGAGUUGUCCUGA
Molecule: messenger RNA, 273 nt
Organism: Acanthisitta chloris (rifleman)
Lineage: Eukaryota; Metazoa; Chordata; Aves; Passeriformes; Acanthisittidae
Product: C-C motif chemokine 4 homolog
Exons: 3
Coding region: 1-273 (90 amino acids)
Biological process (GO): chemokine-mediated signaling pathway; neutrophil chemotaxis; inflammatory response
Cellular component (GO): extracellular region
Molecular function (GO): chemokine activity; CCR chemokine receptor binding
Source: RefSeq, a predicted model, not a curated record